ACAUGGCUAUGACGUCACCGCAUAUUCAACGCCCCUAGCCGUUCUAGAUUCCAGCUUGUGCUGUGGUAACCUCUCUGAAAGUUUCCCCAGCGGAUGUGACGUUUAAAGCGAGCACCGGGGCCGGAAGUUUUAAAUACUGAGCGCUGUUUCGUUGUUUUUUUUUCUGGACUUCCCGGGAUUUAUUGUGCAUAUCCUAAAAGUCUGUGUUUUUCCUUAUUCCACUGGUACUUGGGAGACAGUCCAGAAUUUGAUUUACUAAGAACUUCACCUGGAAAUUUAUUGUGCUUCUUGUCAAAUAAUAUCAGCAUUGAAAACUUCUGACAGAAAAUGACAUCCUUCCUAUUGUGACUAAAUCUGCUCUGUUACAUAUACUGAAGAUUUCAAAUAUGGCUGCAGAUUGGCUGGGAAGUAUUGUAUCAAUAAAUUGUGGCAAUACCUUGGGAGUUUAUCAAGGCUGUGUUUCUGCUGUGGAUCUUAUCAAUCAAACAAUAUCUCUUUCUCAGCCGUUCCACAAUGGAGUUAAGUGCUUGGUGCCAGAGGUCACUUUCAGGGCUGGUGACAUAUCAGAAUUAAAGAUUCUUGAAAUUCCUUCAGAGAGCCUGAAGUACACAAGCGAUCAGCUAAAUGACCACUCUACAGGCUUUGGCUACCUUCCAACUCGUCAGCAAAAUGGUACAGGCAAGCAGAAGCAGACGGCAGCACAUAACUCUGCUCAGAACAUUCCUGGCCAAGAGGAACCAUCUAGUACUUCACCACAGCCCUGCUCUAAAAGUUUUGUAGACAGGCACAAUGAAGCAGUCAACCAGCCCAAAAACUUUCGCCGAAGACACAAUUCUUUAGGGUCUUCUAGUAGCCGCUAUCCAAACCAGGUUACACCAAAAAAGAGUGGCACAAAAAAUGGACAGCUGAAGGCGCGUGAUGACGAAUGCUUUGGAGAUGAACUGGAGGAAAUUCCUGACACUGAUUUUGACUUUGAGGGCAACCUUGCUCUGUUUGACAAAGCCGCUGUCUUUGAAGAGAUAGAUACACAUGAAAGGAGGGGAGGAGGAGGAACAAGGUCGCGGGGGACCCCAAAUGAGAGGCCUCCAACUUACAGGCAUGAUGAGAACAUCCUGGAAUCAGAACCAAUAGUAUAUAGGAAGAUUGUGGUUCCUCAGUCUGGAGGACAGGAAUACUGCACAGAUUCGGGACUUGUGGUACCCAGUAUAUCUUAUGUCUUGCACAAGAAGCUACUGUGUGUGGCUGAGAAACAUGGCCUUUCAGUGGAGAGGAGACUGGAAAUGUCUGGUGUCUGUGCUAGCCAAAUGGCACUUACAUUGCUUGGAGGGCCCAACAGACUGAACCCUAAGAAUGUUCAUCAGCGCCCUACUGUGGCCCUACUCUGUGGCCCCCAUGUGAAGGGAGCCCAAGGGAUCAGCUGUGGCCGGCACUUAGCCAACCAUGAUGUUGACAUUAUCCUUUUCCUGCCUAAUUUUGUGAAAAUGCUGGAGCCAGUUACCAAUGAGCUAAAUCUGUUCUGCCAGACUCAGGGCAAGCAAGUAUCCAGCGUUAAAGAUCUGCCAGAAUGUCCUGUAGACUUGGUCAUUAACUGCUUGGAUUGCAAUGAAAACGCCUUCUUGUGUGACCAACCCUGGUACCGAGCAGCUGUAGACUGGGCCAACCACAACCGGGCUCCUGUGCUAAAUAUUGACCCUCCUGUGGGUGACCAUGUGCAGGGCAUUCAUGCCAAGUGGUCCCUGGAGCUGGGCUUGCCACUUGCUUUAGGGGAACAGGCUGGGCGCAUCUAUUUAUGUGACAUUGGCAUCCCACAGAAGGUUUUUAGGGAGGUGGGCAUUAGCUACCACUCCCCCUUUGGCUGCAAGUUUGUGAUCCCGUUACAUUCCAUGUAGGUAAAGAAUGGACAGUCAUCCUGUGCCAUCUUUUCAUUAGAACUACAUUUCUGAUGCCUUAACAGGAUGGGCACAGCUGUCUUACGAUUUGGUCAGUAACAAAUCCAGCAUUUAAUGGUCAUAAAUGCAUCUGAGGAAUUCUGGGAAAUCAGGUAUAUAUUGCCCUUCCCACCAAACCCACCAAUUCACAUUUUCUAUGAAGAAUUCAUCUUACCCAGAUAUGAAUCUUACCAAUGUAUUGCUCUCUCGCUUGCUGCGCCUCUACAUUUUCAUCUGCCCAGCUCCACCUAAAGCUCCAGCUAUAAAUCAGCCUGUUUGCAAAGAAGCACUUUUUUCUCUUUUUCUUAAAUCCUAGAAACAUAAAAAUCAUUUUUGUAUUGUUAUACCAGUGUUCAUCUGUCAUUAAGUGGUUAAAGCCAUGUCAAUGUUUGGAUGUUAAAGCUAAAAACACACAGUGCUACAUUUAUGUGUAAUUAUUUCCCACUCAACAGUGGAAAGACCAAAAUGUAGUCAGACCAAAUAUAUUUUCUUUUUACA
Xenopus laevis (African clawed frog) is the source of this 2426-nucleotide messenger RNA. RefSeq names its product enhancer of mRNA decapping 3 S homeolog (gene edc3.S). The transcript has 8 exons. The coding region runs from base 387 to 1889 and encodes 500 amino acids. Gene Ontology annotation, molecular function: mRNA binding; RNA binding. The record is from RefSeq and is a predicted model, not a curated record. Gene Ontology annotation, cellular component: P-body; cytoplasmic ribonucleoprotein granule. Gene Ontology annotation, biological process: P-body assembly; deadenylation-independent decapping of nuclear-transcribed mRNA. Lineage: Eukaryota; Metazoa; Chordata; Amphibia; Anura; Pipidae.